GUCUUGAUAAUUAGUAAAGUUUUCAUUUUUCAGCUCUGAAAAUCAAGAUUCAGUUCAGAGGACCACAUCUAUGGAUUCCUCAGACCUUACCAAGACAAAAACAUCAUCUUUAUCAACCCCAUCUAAGCAUUUCUGGGUUCUUCCUUACAAAACUCAAAGUCUUGAGAGUCUUUACACACUAGGCAAAAUAUUGGGUCAAGGUCAGUUUGGAACUACCUAUCUUUGUACUGAAAUAUCAACUUCUAAUCUUUAUGCUUGCAAGACUAUACCAAAGAAGAAGCUCAUAUGUAAGGAAGAUUAUGAGGAUGUUUGGAGGGAGAUUCAGAUAAUGCACCAUCUAUCUGAGCAUCCAAAUGUUGUUAGAAUAAAGGGUACUUAUGAAAAUGCUUUAUAUGUACAUAUAGUUAUGGAGCUUUGUGCUGGUGGGGAGCUUUUUGAUAGGAUUGUUGAAAAGGGGCAAUAUAGUGAAAAAGAAGCUGCUAAAUUGAUCAAAACAAUUGUUGGGGUGGUGGAAGCUUGCCAUUCAUUAGGGGUUAUGCAUAGAGAUCUAAAGCCUGAGAAUUUCUUGUUUCUUAGUUCUCAAGAAGAUGCUGCCCUCAAGGCCACUGAUUUUGGCCUUUCUGUUUUCUAUAAGCCAGGUGAAACAUUCUCUGAUGUUGUUGGAAGUCCUUAUUAUGUUGCCCCAGAAGUUUUAUGCAAGCAUUAUGGACCUGAAUCAGAUGUAUGGAGUGCAGGAGUUAUCUUGUACAUAUUACUUAGUGGAGUUCCACCUUUUUGGGCAGAAACUGAUAUGGGAAUAUUUCGUCAGAUACUGCGAGGCAAACUAGAUUUAGAAUCUGAACCUUGGCCUGGAAUUUCAGAUAGUGCAAAGGAUUUGAUACGCAAAAUUCUUGAUAGGAAUCCAAAGAGGAGGUUAACUGCCCAUGAAGUUUUGUGCCAUCCGUGGAUCGUGGAUGACUCAAUGACCCCUGAUAAACCUCUUGAUUCUGCAGUUCUUUCACGCCUCAAGCAAUUCUCAGCAAUGAACAAACUAAAGAAAAUGGCUUUGCGUGUGAUUGCCGAGAGGCUAUCAGAAGAGGAGAUUGGUGGUCUCAAGGAGCUAUUCAAAAUGUUAGACACGGACAAUAGUGGAACAAUAACCUUUGAGGAACUAAAAGAGGGUUUGAGGCGAGUAGGUUCGGAACUAAUGGAGUCUGAGAUCAAGGAUCUUAUGGAUGCGGCAGACAUUGACAACAGUGGAACAAUAGACUAUGGGGAGUUUAUUGCUGCUACUGUUCAUUUGAACAAAUUGGAAAGAGAAGAGAAUCUAUUAUCAGCCUUCUCUUUCUUUGACAAAGAUGGUAGUGGCUACAUAACUAUCGAGGAACUUCAGCAAGCCUGCAAGGAAUUUGGUCUAAGCGAGCUCAAUCUUGAUGAAAUAAUUAAAGAUAUUGAUCAAGAUAAUGAUGGACAGAUAGACUAUGGGGAAUUUUCUGCAAUGAUGAGGAAAGGCACCGGCGGAGGCGUUGGAAGGAGGACCAUAAGAAACACAUUGAAUUUAGGAGAAGCACUUGGACUUGUACAGAGUGAAGAAAACGUAUGACCAACAAACGCGAUGUUUCUAAUUUCUUUUUGCCAUGAAGGUCCAAUUAUAUGACAUUUACUGCUACAAGGGUUAGGUGUUGAACUUGAUCCCUUUCCUUGCUUUAUUGACGACUGUUUUUUUUACCUUUAUUUGUCUAAGCUUAGAACAAUUUUCUUCUAAAUCUGCUUCAUUUUCUUUCUAAAUGUUGGCCUUUGUGCUGAUUUUAAUUUUGGAUCGUCUCGAAUUCUCAUUGGAAGGUGAUUUUUAAGUA
Solanum lycopersicum (tomato) is the source of this 1835-nucleotide messenger RNA. Its product is annotated as calcium-dependent protein kinase SK5. Gene Ontology annotation, cellular component: nucleus; cytoplasm. Gene Ontology annotation, molecular function: calcium-dependent protein serine/threonine kinase activity; calcium ion binding; calmodulin binding. The record is from RefSeq and is a predicted model, not a curated record. NCBI's taxonomy places the organism in Eukaryota, Viridiplantae, Streptophyta, Magnoliopsida, Solanales, Solanaceae. Gene Ontology annotation, biological process: protein autophosphorylation; peptidyl-serine phosphorylation; intracellular signal transduction.